ACGCGCCACAGUGUGGCUGGGACGUGAAGCCGGCGGUCAGUAAGGCACCUGAAUCAAUCAGGCAGGCGGGCAGCAGCAAUAGCAGCAACACAUAAAUCUUGGGCCGACAGCUACUAGGAGUGGUCGUGGAAACAGCAGCAUGGCUGGUGACAGUGAGCAGAGGCUCCAGGGAGAUGGGCAGUCUGGAGGCGGAGGCAACGAGCCUUUUCUCAUCGGGGUUAGCGGGGGAACGGCGAGCGGAAAGUCCUCUGUCUGUGCCAAAAUUGUCCAGUUGCUGGGACAGAAUGAGGUGGACCAUCGCCAGAAACAGGUUGUCAUUCUGAGUCAGGACAGCUUCUACCGUGUACUCACCAUGGAGCAGAAAGCCAAAGCCCUCAAGGGCCAGUUCAACUUUGACCACCCAGAUGCUUUUGACAAUGAGUUGAUUCUUAAAACACUCAGGGAAAUCACAGAGGGGAAAACAGUUCAGAUACCAGUUUAUGACUUUGUUUCCCAUUCUCGCAAAGAAGAAACAGUAACCGUGUACCCUGCAGAUGUGGUGCUGUUUGAGGGCAUCCUGGCCUUCUACAACCAAGAGGUCCGGGACCUAUUCCAGAUGAAGCUCUUUGUAGACACAGAUGCAGACACUCGGCUCUCCCGCAGGGUUCUCCGAGACAUCAGUGAGCGAGGCAGGGACCUUGAGCAGAUCUUAUCUCAGUAUAUUACCUUUGUCAAACCAGCCUUUGAAGAAUUCUGUUUGCCUACCAAGAAAUACGCCGACGUGAUUAUCCCAAGAGGGGUAGAUAAUCUCGUGGCCAUCAAUCUGAUUGUGCAGCAUAUCCAGGACAUCCUUAGUGGAGGCCUUGGCAAGCGCCAGCCCAAUGGGUACCUGAAUGGCUAUACCCCUCCCCGUCAGCGACAGCACUCGGAAUCCAGCAGUCGACCGCACUGACCUCAAGGCUGCAGUGCCCUGCAUUGCUGCCCUUCUUAUGCACUGCACUCACUUGGCUCAUCCUGUAUUUAAGAACCCCUCCUCCCCCUUGCAGGGCUUGAUGGCUUUUCUUAUCUCUGCUGGAGAGACUGAUGCAUCUGCACAGAUGACUCUUGCUCCCAGAGCCAGAUCUCACCUGCCGGUAAUGGCUUUGCUCCGAACUCCACCAUGGAGGAAAGAGGAUUGAUGAUCCUUACUAAUAAAGUAAGGAUACAGAUUACUUGAAUUCUGUGCAGUGGCAAGAUGGCAUCAUGCUUUUUGUGGCAAUGCCAUGCUAUUCUUGAGGGACACAUGAAUAUCCCCAACUGAUGGGGAAGGCAGAGAAUUGAACGAGAACUGGGUGGCCAAACGGCCCUGUCACUAUCAUCAAACAGCAUCUGAACCUCAAUUUGGUAUUAAUGGUUGGAGCAUACAAGAGUGAGGGUAGGGGUUAGCAAAGUAGUCAUUUCUCUCAGUAAUCAGAAAUUUUGCUUGGUUUUUGACUUGCUGGAGUUCCAGGCUAGGGCAGAGAUGGUGGAGGUGAAAGAGGAGGUUGCACCCGAUGUUCUGAAGUCUAAUCUUUUGGACUGGGCAAGCAACACUUUCUCUGUAGCUUUGCAACUUUCCAGCUAACUCUGAUGUGAUGCAGUGAGGCUGAAAUAUGCCAGGGUGCUGCUUGGUCUUAAGCAUUCAGCUAAGCUAAAGUUAGUAUGAGUGACACAUACUUCCCACGAGUUCCUGGUCAAGCCUGGGAACUAGCAUCCAGUUGAUCUCUCAGAACAAGACUGCUGCAUUUCAAUUCAGCUGAUGCAGAGGACAGGAUUGCCCAGUUUCCAUAACAGCUGGGUAUGUAACUUUGACCUGGGUGGAUGGGGUUGCUACUGAGCACUUUUGGAUCCUAGGAAUGCAGGAGAGGACCAGUGCAGCGGCAAAGGGGUGCACCAUGGUGCUUACUUAUAGGGCUUGUGCUGAUGCAUACUGAAUUGCUGCCUGUCAGCAGGAUAUUCAUGCCAAGGCUUUUCUCAUGGCUGACAAGACAAAGCCAAAUGGUAAGAGCCGUGUACUACCUACUCCAGGCUUCUCCUUGCAGAACUCUCUCUCUCUCUCUCUCUCUCUCUCCACACACACACACACACACACACACACACACACACACACACACACACUCUUACUUACUUACUUCCCUCUGCCAUGGAAGGAGAGGAAAGAAGGUUUCAAGCCAUCCUCUUUGCCUGCAAGGCUAGGAAGCCAGGGAGGCUUGGAUGGAGAUCCUGCAUGGUGGUGUGGGAUGGGAAAAUUCCUAGGGCGUUGUGCUCUGUCAGUGGUGGCUGUCUUUGCAAUAUGAUGUCCUUCCCUUCACCCUCAAUAAAGAUGUCAUGCAGUAUGUGUUGUGGCUUUUGUGUAAAACUUAAUGCAUUAAGUGUAUGAUGGUAUUAGAUUUUACCAAGCAUAAUGUCAAAGGCUUUAGAAUUCUGCACUUAAAAAUAUGCCCUGGAUAAAACAUACAAGGUUGUAGAAAUACACUCUAUUGACAUACUUGAUACAUGUAAAAUUGAAUGAUUUUUUGCCUUACAAAACUUAAGGUGUACUCUCUGUGAAGAGCUGUGAAUGAAGGAUUAAGUGUGGGAGAAAUGUUACGGAAGGCAUAAAACUAAGAAAGGUGAUGUAAGGGAAGGGAGACCCAGAUCUGGAGUCAAUCUGGUAUUUGUGUUCAUUCAAGCCACUGAGCAUGGGAAUCCCAAAUCCAGGUUUUUCUCUCUAAUCUUGAGUGACACAAACUUGCUCUUAUUU
Messenger RNA from Hemicordylus capensis (graceful crag lizard), 2740 nucleotides. RefSeq names its product uridine-cytidine kinase 2 (gene UCK2). The transcript has 7 exons. Lineage: Eukaryota; Metazoa; Chordata; Lepidosauria; Squamata; Cordylidae. Gene Ontology annotation, molecular function: ATP binding; kinase activity. The coding region runs from base 140 to 931 and encodes 263 amino acids. The record is from RefSeq and is a predicted model, not a curated record. Gene Ontology annotation, cellular component: cytosol; cytoplasm.